This is a messenger RNA of Chlamydomonas reinhardtii, 2934 nucleotides long. RefSeq lists its product as uncharacterized. The coding region runs from base 189 to 2066 and encodes 625 amino acids. The transcript is spliced from 15 exons. Lineage: Eukaryota; Viridiplantae; Chlorophyta; Chlorophyceae; Chlamydomonadales; Chlamydomonadaceae. Gene Ontology annotation, molecular function: ATP binding; protein kinase activity. The record is from RefSeq and is a predicted model, not a curated record. Gene Ontology annotation, biological process: protein phosphorylation.
CGCACAAAGCCACGCGGAACUAAUCGCGCAGAGCAACAGCAGUCCGCUGGCCGACCGCACUGUGCGUGACUGCCAUACAGGCUUUCUAGUCAAAGACAAGACGUCAUUCUAUAACUGAACACUACAAUUAUACGAGAGCCUUGCUUAGCUGACUUGCAGACAAGUAGUACGCUCUGUAUUGCAAUAGCAUGGCGCCACCGCCGCCAACAUCUCCUCUACCACCUUUCUUGGCUCGCUGUUUUGGCUUUCUGGGCUUGGUAGACGAAACCAAGGCGCCAAAGAGCGCUCCGCCCGCGAAGGCCCCACCACCUCCCCCAAAGAAGCCCGACACGGAAUGGCGCGACAUCGCUCUUGUACAGCAGUAUAACCUCAAAAAGCAGCUCGGGAAGGGCGGCUUCAGUGAGGUGUGGCUGAGCGAGCACAAGGAGACGGGCGACACGGUGGCAAUCAAGGUGGUGCAACUGGCGCACGCAGACCUGGAGCCCGAGGAGAUUGCGACGCUGAUCGCGGAGGCGAAGUUUCUGCGCACCCUGGACUGCCCCUACAUCCUAAAGUGCUACGACACCACACACACGAGCGACUGGCUCAUCCUGACGCUCGAGUACCUGACAGGGGGUGAGGUCUUCGAGCACAUUCACAAGGUGAAGAAGUACACGGAGGUGGAUGCCGCCAAGCUCUUCGCGCAGGUGGUGUCGGCCAUCUCCUACCUGCACAACCUCAACUUGAUGCACCGGGACAUCAAGCCCGAGAACAUCAUGUUCACACAUCCGGUGGAGGCCUUCCAGGCCGAGGGCAAGCCGCUGCGAGUGAAAGUCAUUGACUUCGGCAUGUGCGCACAGUACAACGCAGACAAGCCUAUCAUAGGCUGCGUCGGCACGCCCGGCUUCGUGCCACCAGAGGUCUGGAACGACAAGCCGCACUCCUUCGCGAUGGACGUUUAUGCGCUCGGCAUCGUGCUCUUCGUCAUGCUAACAGGCCGCAAGCCGUUUGCGGGUCAGGACAUUCGCAAGAUGACCUACUGCAACAAGCGCUUUGUCGACGCGCCAGGGCUGCAAGACGAGCGUUAUCUGGCGCUGUCGGCUGACGCCAAGGACCUGUUGCUGAAGAUGCUGGCGGAUGACCCCAAGGCCCGGCCCACUUGCAUGGAGGUGCUGAAACACCCCUUCAUGACGGCGGAUGAGUCUAAUGCGGCGGCGCACCGCGAGAUGGGCGAUCUGGUCCGCAACCGCAUGCGGGACCUCGCAAAGAUCAGGCGGCUGCACGGGCUGCGCUACGCCAUGCACGCUCAGCGGCGGGAGGGCACCAGCACCGCGGACUUCCUGCAGGAGCUGGACAAGAAGCGCAAGAUGAACCUGGCACGGUGUCGCGACAGCGUCAACACCUCCAUGGAUGUCGGCACCACGACACCGAUGUCCGGCGACGGCUCCACGGCGACCAGCGGCGCGGCGAGCUCUGUGCCGCCAACACUGCGGCGGUCGUCCCUGUGGAACAGCUACGGCGACGACGACGGCAGCGGCCCCACGCUGGGAGGCGCUGGCGGCGGCGGUGGCGCAUACGCGCGUCCCAGUGUGGACGGCGUCGGAGGAGCGGGCGGAUCCAAGAAGCCCGGCCCCGGCGCGGACAAGCUGGCGCUGAUGGCGGCCCUGCCCGACAUGGAGCGCGCCACCACCAUGCCCGCGCGCCGCUUCAAGGAACAGCCCAAGGGCCUGUCGCCCGUGCCCUCCUGCGAGCCGUCCACGUACGCGGCUAUUGAGGACGCGGCGCUGCCCCAGGGCUGGUCGGCCUACCCCAUCGGCUAUGAGGCUCUCGAGCACAAGGACAUGUUGCUGGAGGGGCUGGGGCCAGGCACGGCCGCGCCCACGCACUUCAACGUGCCCGUGCCGGCUCUGGGUGCGCCGCCGCCGGGCAAUGGCGCGACGGGCGCAGGAGUGGGAGCGGGUGUAGGGCCGCGAGGCAGCGGUGGCGGAGGGACAGCGGUGCAGGGCGGCAGCCCCACCGGCCGCCGGGGCCCGCUGCUGCCGCCGGCGGUAGAGGAGGAGGGGUUGGAGGCGGCGGCCUCAGGCUGAGGUGGGGAGCGUGUGCACACAAGGCAUAGGUCUUGAUGGAGCUGGACCUGCUGAAGCCAAUAAAUCCGGGUGCCCGGCGCUGGGGUUCGUUGGUAUUGGUUUGUUGGUGCAAUUAUGACGGGUAUACACACACAUAUGGUCCGGCGGAGUUCACAGUCGAUGGUGGGUGGCGGCUUGCUACUGCACUCAAAUGCUUAACGCAUAAUAUGUUCAUGGGGUAUGCAUUCAUGUGACUGGUAUUGCACCAGGGGCUUGUGGUGCUGUGUGUCGGGCCGUUUUGAAGCUGCAACCGGAAAUGUCCGGAUCUCAAGCUGCUUGGGCGGGUGUUCGGCCCCGCCACAGGAGGCCUCAGGCGGCAGACGUGGUUUAGGCUCAGCCCACUCCGCCGAUACUUACGGGAACAACCAGUGGCACUUGUGGCGGGAGGUGACACAUCGAUUAUAUAAACAAGGCAAAAGCGGCCAAAGCCUCAAGUCUUCUGGACAGGUGUCGGCAUGGGUGCACGUCAUGACCUUCGCAACACAUGUGAGCUGCGCGGCAUUUCUUUACUUGAGGGACCCGGUGCGAGUACUAUUGUAUUACAACGGCUGUUUGUUAUUGCACAUGAAGAGAGAGUGUGUGUGUGUGCGUGCCCUAAAAGAUUGCAAUGUGUGUAUGUGUGUGCGUGUGCGGGCGCGGGCGCGUGGGGGGGAGUGUAGAGGCGCGCACGAGUAGGGCUAUAGCAGCAACCGACACCGCAGAGUUGUGGGCAAGAUGCGCUGGCGUUGAAGUGAGGCGGUCAAUCAAUGGAAGCGAGCCUGCCGUUUGGUCCAAUCCCUGUGGCUCCAUUCCGCCAUUCGUGCCGGAGGCAGGACCGGCUGUGUCAACG